CGUCUCAAUAUCUUUUUAGUUCGCCAAUAGUUACUCAGAGAAACAAAAUUUGGAUCUGAUUCAACCUAAUUUCAAAAUCUCCAGCUGCUGCGACCCACCUCUUCUCCCCACUCCUUAAACACUAUAUAACACACACAGCCCUAGCACACUAAUCUGGCCUCUCUUCGUUGUCGCCGGGGGAAACUGCUCGUCUGUAUCCUUGAUCUUCAGCUUCCAGAACCUGCCGGUCACGUCGCUCUCAUUAUCAAUUUGGUAGUCGUGGUUUUGGUCUUGUUGUUAGGCCCGCCCUCUCUGUUCUGAUGGCUAGGAAAGGCUGGUUUACCAAAAAGGCUAAAUCAGGACCAGCAUGCCAGCAGUCUCAAAAGGCACCGGCUUCGGCUCCGUCUCCGACUUCGGCUCUGCACCAAGAUGAAUCUGAAAUUCCCCAAGCAAGCUAUGGUGGUGUCCAUACAACUGUACGCCUGUUCCGUCCACCACGCAGUGAACCAAGGCCUGCUCCACAGACGCGCACUUAUAGCAGUCAAAACUCGGAGCUGGGAUCCGACCAAUUGGAUACCAAUGCUCAUGAAGUGGAUUCUAUUGACCAAGAAGUUGACGACCGCUCUGUUGCUUCUAGAGCUCAGAGUCGCAAAGGACGGAAGACCACAGAGUAUUGGACGGUUAAGACCAUCGAUUCCGAUGGCACAAUCAAGGCGGCUAACAUUAGUGUGAGGGAGGCUAUAGAACGGCCCAAUGGUAGAAGGAUCGUGCUUAGGUUCAACAAUGAAAAGCAGCCAGUUGGAGAUGAAGCUGGCCUGUUGAGUGGCGUUCUUGGCAUGCUUGGAUCUGACUACGGUAAAUUCCCUAUCUGCGAGGAAAGUUGGCGUCACGUUACCACUAAAGAAAAAGUUUAUUUCGAAUGUGUCAAGCAAAUCUUUGAGUUUGAUGAAGAUAGUGACGGAGUUAUAAAAAAAUAUAUUUUGAAAAGUAUGGGGAAGUCCUGGAAAGAUACAAGGCUAAGGUUGUAUGAUGAUUACUACGAGCCAACACUGUCGACUGAAGAAAAUAUCGAGAACCGUCCGCCAGGAAUUGAUCGAGAUCACUGGCGAUGGUACCUUGAUUAUCGCGCCAAACCUGAGACGAAGGAGAAGUGCAGGAAAAAUGCAUUAAAUCGAUCAAAACAGCUGUAUACACACACUGGCGGUUCAAAAAGCCUGGCUCGGUGGAGGGAAAAAGAGUGAUGGAUUAAACUUUCUUAUUUCAAUCAGAACAAGAAGGAAGGAUAGUCAGUAGAGGAGAGCUGUGGAUCAAGGUUCACAAAAAAAGGGAUGGCUCUUAUAUUAAUGAUGAGGAAAGACUUCUGGAGAUUGAGCAAGAAGAUGAGUCUUCUAGAGUCUUGUCUCAAAAUGAUUCCCUUGCUCAGGUUUUUGGAAGAGAGAAACCGGGUAGAGUGCGUGGAGUGGAUCUUGAACCGACUCCUAGUCAACUCUUUGGUACAAAUUUGCGGCCAUCAGUAAACCGAGUCCUAGAAGAGGAGACGCAAAAGAAGCUGAAUGAACUACAGACAGAACUGGAAGCCGAGAAGUUGAAAAGGAAGGCGAUGGAAGAUGAAGCAGCAGCAGACAAGAAAAGGAUAAAGGUAAUAGAGAGUGCUUUGAUUUAUCUUUUUCAACGGCAGGGUGAGGAGCUGCCACCAGAGAUUGCUGCAGGGAUGUGUUAAGUGGUUUUGAUGCAGUAGAAAAUAGUAGUUUAGGAUUGAAAUUGUUUUGGAUGGAUGCAUACUUUUUUUGAAGUAGACUAUGCAACUCUUAGCAAGAGAUUUAUUUUGUUGAUAUUUUGAUAAAUACAUUUUGGUUUUUGGAUA
Arachis ipaensis is the source of this 1843-nucleotide messenger RNA. NCBI's taxonomy places the organism in Eukaryota, Viridiplantae, Streptophyta, Magnoliopsida, Fabales, Fabaceae. The record is from RefSeq and is a predicted model, not a curated record.